Molecule: messenger RNA, 333 nt
Organism: Zalophus californianus (California sea lion)
Lineage: Eukaryota; Metazoa; Chordata; Mammalia; Carnivora; Otariidae
Product: ATP synthase membrane subunit DAPIT, mitochondrial-like
Exons: 1
Coding region: 41-217 (58 amino acids)
Source: RefSeq, a predicted model, not a curated record
CACAAGCGGCGGAAUUGGUGCCUUCUGCAAGAUUGAAAUCAUGGCAGGUCCAGAAACUGAUGCUCAAUUCCAUUUCACUGGUAUCAAAAAAUAUUUCAACUCUUAUACUCUCACAGGUAGAAGGAAUUGUGUACUGGCCACAUAUGGAGGCAUUGCUUUGAUGAUCUUAUACUUCAAGUUAAGGUCUAAAAAAACACCAGCUGUGAAAGCAACAUAAACGAUUUUUAACCUGUACCUCAUCUGUUAAAUUCCCAUGCCUGGAGAAGCUAAUGUCAACUCAUCAUGUGAUACUCAAUUUGUACAAUAAAUUAUGAACCUGGAAAAAAAAAAAAA